Molecule: messenger RNA, 480 nt
Organism: Glycine soja
Lineage: Eukaryota; Viridiplantae; Streptophyta; Magnoliopsida; Fabales; Fabaceae
Product: cell division cycle 20.2, cofactor of APC complex-like
Exons: 2
Coding region: 1-480 (159 amino acids)
Biological process (GO): anaphase-promoting complex-dependent catabolic process; positive regulation of anaphase-promoting complex-dependent catabolic process; positive regulation of ubiquitin protein ligase activity
Cellular component (GO): anaphase-promoting complex
Molecular function (GO): ubiquitin ligase activator activity; protein binding; anaphase-promoting complex binding
Source: RefSeq, a predicted model, not a curated record
AUGAAUUUUGAUGCUCACUAUAUGCUUACUGAGAGGAAUAAGGAAAACCCAGUUGAGAGGUCCCCAUCUAGAGACGCUUACAAGAAGCAACUUGCAGAAUGCUUGAACAUUAAUCGGUCCAGAAUCUUUGCCUUCAAGAACAAGUCACUUGCUUUGGUCGACUUAAUCCCUCAUCAAAUCUCUCUUCCCUACCAAUGGGACAAUAAACUCGCCAAUCCUCUUCGAUAUAUUCCUCAGACUCGUAAGAAGACUUUGGAUGCUUCUGAUAUUUUGAAUGACUAUUAUCUCAAUUUACUGGACUGGGGAAGCGACAAUGUUCUUGCAAUUGCCCUUGAAAACUCAGUGUACUUGUGGAAUGCAGCCAAUUGUUCUACUUCAGAACUUUUUACAUUUGAUGAUGAAAAUGGUUGUCACAUCUAUUGUUGGGCUCUUGAUGGAUGGCGUUUUGUUGUUGGUUUGUGUAACAGCCGUAACUUUUAA